CUAGGAGCACGGCGGCCUCUCUGCCUUAAGGGCCGCCUUUGGGGGGCUGAGGAAGGCCGGGGAGGGGGCGCAGGCGAUGGCGCCGGCGCUGCGUUACCUGGGCGGUGCCUGCAGACUGGCCCGCGGAGGUUUCUCCCGGGGGUUCCCCGGGGCGCACGGCCCGGCGUCGGCGCGGUGCUGGCAGGGCGCGGCGUCGGCGAGGUCCUGGCGGCUGUGCGGGGGUGGCCGCAGCGCUAGCACCAGCUCAUUUGAUAUAGUCAUCGUCGGUGGUGGAAUUGUGGGGCUUGCAUCUGCCAGAGAACUCAUCCUGCGACAUCCAGCACUUUCGAUUGGUGUUCUGGAAAAGGAGAAAGAUUUAGCUGUUCACCAGACUGGACACAACAGUGGUGUCAUACAUAGCGGAAUUUAUUAUAAACCUGCAUCUCUUAAGGCUAAAUUAUGUGUCCAAGGAGCAGCCCUCAUCUAUGAGUACUGCAACCAAAAAAGAAUUUCCUACAAGCAGUGUGGCAAGCUUAUAGUAGCUGUUGAACAGGAAGAAAUUCCCAGACUUCAGGCUCUUUAUGAGAGAGGCCUGCAGAAUGGUGUUCAGGGCCUGAGGCUGAUCCAACAGGAAGAUAUAAAGAAGAAGGAACCUUAUUGUAGGGGUCUAAUGGCUAUUGAUUGUCCCUAUACUGGCAUCGUGGACUAUCGGCAGGUGGCUUUGUCAUUUGCUCAGGAUUUUCAAGAAGCAGGUGGCUCUGUCUUGACCAAUUUUGAAGUAAAAGGUAUUGAAAUGGCUACAGAAAGCCCUUCAAGAAGUAAAGAUGGGAUGAAAUAUCCGAUUGUUAUAAGGAAUACAAAGGGAGAAGAGAUUCGAUGUCAGUAUGUUGUGACAUGUGCAGGGCUUUACUCAGAUCGUAUUUCAGAGUUGAGUGGCUGCAAUCCAGACCCUCGAAUUGUACCAUUCCGGGGAGAUUACCUGCUCUUGAAGCCUGAAAAAUGCUAUCUUGUAAAAGGAAAUAUUUACCCGGUCCCAGAUAGCCGGUUUCCUUUCCUAGGAGUUCACUUCACACCAAGGAUGGAUGGCAAUAUUUGGCUAGGCCCUAAUGCAGUUCUUGCCUUUAAACGGGAGGGUUACAGACCCUUUGACUUCAAUGCCAGAGAUGUUAUGGAUGUAAUUAUCAAUAGUGGCUUGAUUAAACUGGUGUUUCAGAAUUUAUCCUAUGGAGUCAAUGAAAUGUAUAAAGCCUGUUUCCUUAGUGCGACAGUGAAGUACCUUCAAAAGUUCAUCCCUGAAAUCACUAUCAGUGAUAUACUUAGAGGUCCGGCUGGAGUAAGAGCCCAAGCCCUGGAUAGAGAUGGAAACCUGGUAGAAGACUUUGUAUUUGACGGAGGAGUUGGGGAUAUUGGAAACCGCGUUCUUCACGUGAGAAAUGCGCCCUCCCCAGCUGCCACUUCUUCCCUUGCGAUUUCUGGAAUGAUAGCAGAUGAAGUACAACAACGAUUUGGGUUAUAAAUAAUGAAAGGAUCUAGGUAUCUAGAUCUAUGUAAUCUCCACAUCAGCAACAAGAAUGUACUAAUUGCAUUCUUUUAAUCUGUGAAAAUGGUUUUUAAAUCUCAUUUCUUUAGGUCAAAGAUAACCACUGAAUUGUUAGAAUGAUGUAAGAUAAAAAUAAUUUUUUAAAAAAGCUUAAGUCCAUGCUCUUUUACUCUGUGAAUAUAGAGGCAAAGUACAAUUGUAUCUGUCCUGAAUCCCUGAUUGUGUCGAACUAUUUUGACCAACUGUGAUCUAAAAGAUUUAGAGCUUUUGAUUUGACUCUAAGAAUUUUUAAGGAAGAUGAUGUGAAAACUGGAAUAUUCCCUUAAAUAAAUGUGUCCCCCCACUCCCCCCGUAGGAUGUGUGUAUUCACCAGAGAGAGAGAGAGAGAGAGAGAGGGAGGGAGAGAGGGAAGGAGGGAGGGAGGGAGGGAGGGAGGGAGGAAGAUAGUACCCCCUAGUGGGACACGAUCAUGCUGCAGUCUUUUCUUCAUUUCUCCGUGUUGGAAUUUUAUGCAUGCACAUGCACCCUGCAUGUUUUUCAAGCCCCAGGGGUCAGGAUUUGAACCAUCAUUGACUAUGUAGGAUCUGGCUCCCUUAAAUGUUAGGCUACAGGACUGGGCCCAAUUUUUUGGCUCUGCAAUAUCUAAGCUUUUUGUCUA
Messenger RNA from Tupaia belangeri chinensis (Chinese tree shrew), 2177 nucleotides. It is a transcript of the gene L2HGDH, whose product is annotated as L-2-hydroxyglutarate dehydrogenase. The coding region runs from base 77 to 1495 and encodes 472 amino acids. The transcript has 10 exons. Lineage: Eukaryota; Metazoa; Chordata; Mammalia; Scandentia; Tupaiidae. The record is from RefSeq and is a predicted model, not a curated record. Gene Ontology annotation, molecular function: (S)-2-hydroxyglutarate dehydrogenase activity.